AACAUGCAAUGCAUGGAAACUCGGAUGCUGCGAACGAGAAGAGGAGUUCUAUGAGCCUUGACCAAAACCAUCAACAAAAACAUUUUCCCUGGUAAAAUUUGCGCUAUUUUUAGUUUCAGUCAGGGUCUGUAUGUGCUUUCCUCUCUUCAGGCACCCCCACCUGUCUGACCAGCGUUCAGACCGGUGUAUAAGUAGUAGCCCACAGAUUCCCUUCGCAGUGACGCCUGUUUAUCAGAUUUCUUUGCCUGGUCGCUGUACUUCAGCAGAGAUGGACAAACACAAUGCGCCAAACCUGACGGGACAAAACAUCCCUGCUGGUCGCUGUCAAAACAACUGAGACACCUUCAACUUCAAGAACCUAAAGAAUUCAUUUUUUUCUUUGCCUUCCAUCUUCCUGAGGUAAACUUUUCCUCUCCGCGGCUCUCCUGGUUCCCUUGCCCUCUCUGGGUGAAAUCACAGCGGGAUUUCUAUGAAGCGACGCCUCGGGUGACGAGACUUUGUUGGGGAUUUUGCUCUGUUUCCAGAGGGACAUCAUGUGGACUCCCACGGAAGACGAGAAAAUCGGUGUUGUCAUCUGUAAUUUCCGAGGCUCAGUGACUCAGGGUUUGGCUCUAGAGUUGGGGGAGACAGUGCAGAUCUUGGAACAUUUUGAAGGAUGGUACAGAGGAUUCUCAACAAGGAAGCCGAACGUCAAGGGAGUUUUUCCUGCCAGCUACAUUCACUUGAAGAAAGCCAUUGUUACCAACAGGGGACCUCAUGAGACUGUGGUGCCUCUGGAAGAUCCAAUUGUCACUGAGGUGACAUUAACUCUUCAGGAAUGGGCUUUACUAUGGAAGCAACUCUAUGUGAAACACAAAGUGGAUCUGUUCUACAAGGUCCGACACGUUAUGAUGGAGCUGAUUGACUUGAGGAGGCAGCUGCUUUCUGGUCACCUCACACAGGACCAGAGCAGAGACGUCAAGAGACACAUCACUGUCAGACUCGACUGGGGCAACGAACACUUGGGUUUGGACUUGGUCCCAAGGAAGGAGUUUGAGAUGGUUGAUGAAGACCAGAUAAGUGUCUCAGAUUUGUAUAAAAUGCAUCUGUCCAGCAGACACAGCGUCCAGCAGAGCACCACACAGGGCGAGAAUAGCCGGCAGAGACACGGAGAACCAUGCAGGGUUCCGGUACCACACCACCUACUGGUCAAUCUGAAGAGCUUCACCUACAACAGCAUAGGAGAGGACACAGACAUAUUUUUCUCUCUCUAUGAUCUGAGGGAGGGAAAGACCAUCAGCGAGAAGUUCAUGGUGAGAUUAAACAAGAACGGAGGACCAAAGAAUCCAGAGAAGGUGGACAAGCUGUGUGCACUGUUCACGGAUUUGAGCAACAAAGACAUGAAGAGAGAACUCUACAUCGUCUCACAAGUUAUUCGGACAGGUCGCAUGCUGCUGAACGACAGUAAGAAAGGGCCGCCACAUGUUCAAUAUCGCAGACCGUACGGCUGCGCUGUUCUGGCCAUGAGCGACGUGCUGCAGAUCAUCUCAGAACUCAAAGAGGAGAAAGACUUUGUUCUUAAAGUUUACACGUGUAACAAUGAGAACGAAUGGUACCAGAUCCAUGAAAACAUCAUCCGGAAGUCAAGCACCAAAUACACAGCGCCCAGCACCAACUAUGGACUGAUCAUCUCCCUGCAGCUGCUCAGAGGUGACAUGGAGCAGGUCCGCAGAGAAAACCCUCUCAUUUUUAGCAGGGGGGUAGCCAUCACUCGGAAACUGGGAUUCCCAGAUGUCAUCAUGCCAGGUGACAUCCGUAAUGAUCUGUACUUGACUCUGGAGCGUGGAGACUUUGAGAGGGGAGGGAAAAGUGUUCAGAAAAACAUUGAAGUGACCAUGUAUGUCAUCUACGCAGAUGGGGAAGUGCUGAAGGACUGCAUCAGUCUGGGUUCAGGGGAGCCCAACAUCCCAGAGUAUCGUUCUUUCGUCCUCUACCACAACAACAGUCCUCGCUGGAGUGAAGUGAUCAAACUGCCGAUUCCCAUUGAUCGUUUCAGAGGGUCCCACCUCCGCUUUGAGUUCAGACAUUGCUCAACAAAAGAUAAAGGAGAGAAAAAACUUUAUGGCUUUGCCUUCACCCCUCUUAUGAGAGAGGAUGGAACUACUUUAUCUGACGAGAGCCAUGAGCUCUAUGUCUACAAGUGUGAUGAGAACACAACCUUCAGUAACCACGCCCUCUACCUUGGCCUUCCAUGCUGUAAGGACGACUUCAACAGCUGUCCCAACAUCCCAUCCAGCCUCAUCUUCCAGAGAAGUGCCAAGGAGACAUUCUGGAUCGCCACGCAGCUUUCCUCCACCAAGCUCACUCAGAAUGUGGACCUCUUGGCUCUCCUUAAGUGGAAGGCCCAUCCUGACCGGGUCAUGGACAUCCUUGGGCGUCUGCGACAUGUCAGUGGUGAAGAAAUAGUCAAGUUUCUUCAGGAUAUUCUGGACACGUUAUUCUCCAUCUUGGAUGAUAACACAGACAAAUAUGGACCCCUUGUGUUCCAGUCACUGGUUUUUAUCAUUAACUUGCUCAGGGACAGUAAAUACUACCACUUCAGGCCAGUCAUGGACACAUAUAUUCAGAAACACUUUGCAGGAGCUCUGGCCUACAAAGAGCUGAUUCGCUGUCUGAAGUGGUACAUGGACCGCUCUGCUGAGGUGGUCAGACAGGACCACAUUCAGGAAGCAAUGAGGGCUCUGGAGUAUCUGUUCAAGUUCAUCAUCCAGUCUCGGAUCCUUUACUCCCGGGCCACCUGCGGGAUGGAGGAGGAACAGUUUCGAACCAGCAUCCAGGAACUCUUUCAGUCCAUUCGCUUCGUCCUCAGCUUGGACAGCCGCAACUCAGAGACCCUCAUAUUCACUCAGGGCUCCCAGCCUUGCCCCGGCCCCAAUCAGACUCCAGGCCCCUGCGUUGGGCCUGCAGGCCCCUUAGCUCUAGUCUCUGCCCUGGGUCAGAUCCAGGCCCCUGUCCCAGGGCAGGUUCCUGUUGGUGGGCCAUCUAGCUGCUCUCAGGCCUGGAGCUCCAACGCUCUGCGGCCGCCUUCGCUGUCAGCGGCACUCUUAAACUCCUUCCCUGCCAUCUUUGAUGAGCUGCUGCAGAUGUUCACGGUGCAGGAGGUGGCAGAGUUUGUGCGUGGGACGUUGGGCAGCAUGCCAUCAACGGUGCAUAUUGGGCAAUCGAUGGAUGUGGUGAAGCUGCAGUCCAUCGCUCGAACUGUAGACAGCAGACUCUUUUCUUUCCCUGAGUCUCGAAGGAUUCUGCUUCCAGUCGUCCUGCAUCACAUCCAUCUUCAUCUGCGGCAACAGAAAGAACUUCUCAUCUGUUCAGGGAUACUCAGCUCCAUUUUCUCCAUUAUCAAGAGCAGCUCACUGGACACGUCGGUGCAGGAAGAGGUGGAGAUGAUGGUGGAAUCUCUGCUGGACGUCCUCCUGCAGACACUUCUGUCCAUCAUGAGCAAGAGCCAAUCGCAGGAGGCGGUAAGGGGUCAACGCUGUCCGCAGUGCACCGCGGAGAUCACUGGAGAGUACGUUUCAUGCCUCCUCUCGCUUCUCCGCCAGAUGACUGAUAUCCACUUUCAACACUUGAUGGAGAAUUUUCAGAGCAAGGACGAGCUCAAGGAGUUUUUGUUGAAGAUUUUGUGUGUGUUUAGAAAUCUGAUGAAGCUCAGUAUUUUUCCUCGUGACUGGAACAUCAUGAGGCUGCUUACCAGCAACAUCAUCCUUACCACAGCUCAACAACUCGCUCCUGCUCUGCACAAGAACUUUGCUGAAACAGACUUUGACUUCAAGGUGUGGAACUCCUACUUCAGUUUGGCCGUUCUCUACAUCAACCAGCCGAGUUUACAGCUGGAGAACCUGAGUCCUGCCAAGAGGAAGAAGAUCUUAGACAAGUAUGGCGACAUGAGAGUUAUGAUGACCUAUGAACUUUUCAACAUGUGGCAGAACUUGGGAGAGAAUAAGAUCCAUUUCAUUCCUGGGAUGAUCGGACCGUUCCUCGGAGUGACGCUGGUCCCUCAGGUGGAGGUGAGGAACAUCAUGAUCCCGAUCUUUCAUGACAUGAUGGACUGGGAGCAGCGCAAAAAUGGAAACUUCAAACAGGUGGAAGCUGAACUAAUUGACAAGUUGGACAGUUUGGUGUCGGAGGGAAAGGGCGACGAGAACUACAGAGAGCUGUUCGGUUUGCUAACCCAGCUGUUUGGGCCCUAUCCCAGUCUGUUGGAGAAGAUUGAGCAGGAGACUUGGAGAGAGACAGGAAUCUCAUUUGUUACAUCUGUCACGCGGUUAAUGGAGCGACUGCUGGACUACCGGGACUGUAUGAAAGGAGAUGAAACAGAAAACAAGAAGAUUGGCUGCACAGUGAACCUUCUUAAUUUCUACAAGUCUGAAAUCAACAAAGAGGAGAUGUACAUCCGUUACAUCCACAAACUGUGUGACAUGCAUCUGCAGGCUGAGAACUACACUGAGGCUGCAUUCACCCUGCUGUUGUACUGGGAGCUGCUGCACUGGGAUGAACGGCCAGUUAAAGAGUUCCUGCAUUAUCCUGCUCAGACUGAGUGGCACCGAAAGGAAGGACUCUGCCGCAAAGUCAUCCACUAUUUCAACAAGGGAAAGUGUUGGGAGUACGGUAUUCCUCUGUGCAGAGAACUGGCCUUCCAGUAUGAAUCUCUCUACGACUACCAGAGUCUUAGCUGGAUACGAAAAAUGGAGGCGGCAUAUUACGAUAACAUCAUGGAGCAGCAGCGUCUGGAGCCGGAGUUCUUCAGGGUGGGAUUCUACGGCAGGAAGUUUCCAUUCUUCCUCCGAAACAAAGAGUUUGUCUGCCGUGGCCAUGACUAUGAGAGGUUAGAAGCCUUCCAGCAAAGGAUGCUGGGAGAAUUCCCACAAGCUAUUGCAAUGCAGCAUCCUAAUCAGCCAGAUGAAGCCAUUCUGCAGUGUGAUGCACAGUACCUCCAGAUCUACGCUGUGACACCGGUUCCAGAAAGCAUCACUGUCCUUCAGAUGGACAGAGUUCCAGACCGGAUCAAGAGUUUCUACAGGGUGAACAACGUUCGGCGAUUUCGUUACGACCGGCCGUUCCACAAAGGACCCAAAGACAGAGAUAAUGAGUUUAAGAGUCUCUGGAUUGAAAGGACGACUCUGAUCCUCACUCAUCCUCUGCCUGGAAUUUCACGAUGGUUUGAGGUUGACAAACGAGAACUGGUGGAGGUGAGUCCACUGGAAAACGCCAUCUCUGUGGUGGAAAAUAAGAACCAGGAGCUGCGGACUCUGAUCAGUCAGUACCAACACAAGCAGCUGCAUGGAAACAUCAACCUGCUCAGCAUGACGCUGAACGGCGUCAUCGACGCCGCCGUGAACGGAGGCAUCGCCAGAUAUCAAGAGGCGUUCUUUGAUAAGGAGUACAUCACCAGUCAUCCUGAAGACACAGAGAAGAUCACACAACUCAAAGACCUCAUGCAGGAGCAGGUUCACAUACUAGGGGUGGGCUUGGCUGUGCAUGAGAAGCUGGUGCACCCAGAAAUGCGUCCCUUGCACAAGAAGCUGAUCGAUCAGUUCCAGAUGAUGAGGAGCAGCCUCUGCCAUGGCCCACCUGGUUUUGAUAAGUCUGGUUCUGGAGUCAACAGAGGGAUCCUGGCCUCUCACAACCCGAUGAGCCCAGAGAGCUUCAAACUCGUGCACCGACACAGUCCCAUUGCUGUUUUGACUCCGGUUCGCAUUUCCUCCCCUUCUCUCUCCUCUAACUCCAGUGAGGCAGGAAACCUGCUGAUCCUGGCUGACGGCAUGGUGGUGGAGCACCCAGAGGAUUUCUAUCGCAUGCAGGCCAGUCCCUCCUCUUCCAGUCUUAGCUCCACCCACUCUGCGCCAUCUCAGAUGAUAAACUCCACCCCGUCCACAAUGAGAGUGGGUUCUCCUUCUCUGCCAGACAAAUACAGACACAACAGAGAGAUGCUGAUGCUGCUGCCGCCCCACAGAGAGAGGCCGAGCAGCGCCAUGUACUCCAACAUCACAGAGAAUGGACAGCCACCAAACUUUCAGAGAGCCUUGUUUCAUCAGGUGAUCGGUCCCUGUAAGCCCUGCAGUGACCCCAACCUCUCGGUGGCUGAGAAAGUCCUGACCACUCCCAGCAGCUGGAGUUUGGACAGCGGCACCAGGGAGGCCCUGCCUUUCCUUUCCUCCCAUGUUGGCAGUGUGAUGGCUCCACCGGUUCCACCCCGCAACGUUCCUCAUGGGCAACACCUGUCGAUGCACUUUGAUGCUUUCCACCACCAGGUCAGCGACCUCCCUCCAGCUCUCCCUGCGCGCUCCUUAAGAAAGUCUCCCCUGCACCCUAUACCUGCCUCGCCCACCAGUCCGCAGUCCGUCCUGGAUGGCAGUAACUCCACACUCUCAGGCAGCGCCAGCUCGGGGGUCUCCUCCCUCAGUGAGAGCAACUUUGGUGGCGCCACCUCUUCCUCAGACCCCCCGGCCAGCCGCACAGACACCUUGGAGUCCGUCCCCAGCAGCCAGGCCUGGACCACCGACCAGGAAGACUCGGACUCUCCUUAUCAGCCUGUUAGAUACAGCAUGUCUGAGCCAGACGUCCUGGAGGGAGUCAAAUCGCCCCCUUGCCGCAGCAACUCGGCCCCAGGAGGAGUCAACCCGGUCCAGAUUGGCUACCAGAUCCAGCCUCAGGCUGCAGGCUUGGGCUGCACUGGAGCUCCACAACCAGAUGGGCUGCAGCAGCAGCAACACCAGUUUUACCACCAUCACUUCCACCCUCACUACAUUCCCCACAAUCCACCUCUCUACCAUCUCCAUGAGCCCCCUCCUGCCCUGCCGCCUAAACCUUACCUCAGAGAGGGCUGCAUCCCUGAGGAGGACCCCCUGAUCGCCCAAUCCGGACCGCCGCGCCCAGCUGUACCUCGGCCGAUGCCGCGCAAGAUCUCCCAGCCCAUAAUAGCAGCAACCAAGGAUGAACAAGCUAAGGUGGCGUGGGAGCACGGCAUUAGUGAGGAGUGAGGCCAGGCGAUGGCUUGGAGAAACAGAACAGGAACUUCUUGUUGAAUAUAAACAUGAGAGCAGGAGCUGAAACAUUUGAAUACUCCUCAGAGUAUGGCUCAGCCAUCAGUUCUGUACUGAUGGCUCAGCUGAUCUGCUUUCUUUCAGACUCUGCUCUGCGCAGUGACUCAUCCUCAAUAUCUGAACUUUUUCUUUUCGUCUCACUUCAUCACUGCAUUAACUGAAAUAGCUUUCAUUCUUCAUCCAUCAGGAUCAAAACCAAGUGACACUUCCAAAUGCUGCCGGUUCCUAAAACUGCACAGAUGUCAUUUUAUUUGGUUUUCCUUUAGAAACCAAAAUCAUUAGCACUCCAUUCUAAUGACGGGAAUUUCACAGAAGUUAAAUUUUUUUAUACCUCAUUGUGAUAAUGUUAAGUGAAUGGCACUUUAAAAGAGGGACAUAACCAUAAGAUUUAAGAAAUAUUUUAAUUAUAGUAUAUAAUAGACAAUAACAAAAUGCAAACAGUUUUGCAGAGAACCAGAUAAAAAAAUUACAACAUUUAAAGAUUCAAUUCUUUUUUUUAGAAGCUUAAAACAACGAGCCCAACAAACUGAAUCAGUAAUUGAUCUGGUACAUUUAAUGAGGGUCUUGAUGGUAUUUUUCCAGUUGUGAGAGUGUUAAAAUAAAAGGGUUUAUAAAGUUACUAAAUAUAUAAUUUAUAUUUCAAGUUUAUACUUUUGUUUAAAGGUCAAGUUGAUGUAGAAAUAUGCAAGAUGUUGGGUUUCUGAGUCCAAAGUAGCUGUUUGAUAAAUGUGUGUUUGUUUGAAAGGUGGAGAAAAGCUCCACACACACAGACUGUGUGUUUGUUGUGUUUCUCGCAGCUUAACGUUAAGCUGUGAGGAUGCAGUGGAUUUGUUAUGUUUUAGCUAAAGAUGGUUCUGAAGUUAAACUUGUAAAUAUGUGUCUAGUUUUAUGUGCAGGGACAUUUAUAAAAAAUGACAGUUAUUGUUAUGAAAAUAACAACUGGAUCUUUUUUUAAAUCAGGGUAAUGUUUGUAUGCAUGUUUGUUUUCUGACAGCUGAAACUGGAACAGAGAUAAAUACCUUGAAAGCACUCCAGAAAUACUGAGGCUCAUGUUGUUCAGAAAAUGCAACCAUUAAAGUCAGUAUUUUUUUUUUUUUUUUGCUGAUAAAUGAUCAUAUUUGCUUGUAUCUUUAUUUGUUACAUAUUGUUAAAGUCACAGAAAUGACCUUAUUUCACUUGGUUUUACUUUAAGUUCCAGACCUUAACCAUUUUUUGCCUGAUGCUGGAUCAUAUUUUCUCUGCCAUUUGCGUUGAAUCAAACCUGUCAAUAUGUUUUUACUUUCACUCAAUGCCACCAUCUCACUACUGUAAAUAGUUCAUUUUAACACAGAGAUGUUGUGAACAAAUAUCCUGUAUUUUAGGCUUUGCUGUUUAAGUUAAGGACUCCAGUGUUGGAAAUAAAUCAGUAUGUUAUGUGACAGAUGUUGGCGACUCUGCCAUCAGUUUUUAAAAUGUCCUGCUUCUGUUGCUGCUGUUUACACUGAUGUAAAUGCUCCAGAAUCCUGCAUGUUGUGUUCACUGACUCAAACUCAAUGAAUUACAGUUAUAAUGACCAGUUUAA
Messenger RNA from Poeciliopsis prolifica (blackstripe livebearer), 8643 nucleotides. Its product is annotated as dedicator of cytokinesis protein 3-like. Gene Ontology annotation, molecular function: small GTPase binding; guanyl-nucleotide exchange factor activity. Gene Ontology annotation, biological process: small GTPase-mediated signal transduction. The record is from RefSeq and is a predicted model, not a curated record. The coding region runs from base 534 to 7019 and encodes 2161 amino acids. Gene Ontology annotation, cellular component: cytoplasm; plasma membrane. NCBI's taxonomy places the organism in Eukaryota, Metazoa, Chordata, Actinopteri, Cyprinodontiformes, Poeciliidae. The transcript has 55 exons.